Magallana angulata is the source of this 753-nucleotide messenger RNA. RefSeq lists its product as uncharacterized. The transcript has a single exon. Gene Ontology annotation, molecular function: nucleic acid binding. The coding region runs from base 1 to 753 and encodes 250 amino acids. The record is from RefSeq and is a predicted model, not a curated record. Lineage: Eukaryota; Metazoa; Mollusca; Bivalvia; Ostreida; Ostreidae.
AUGAGUACCUCCUCCUUUAUAAAUGCCCUACGGAGAUUCAUAGCUAUCCGUGGACCAGUCAUGGAGUUCCGGUCGGAUAGGGGAACUAACUUUAUAGGAGCGACUGAAGACUUAAGGAUUUACACAAUCAAUAUUGAAGAUGGACCUACCAACCGCUUCUUGUUUAACAGUGGAACUAUAUGGAAAUUCAACGCUCCUCAUUCGUCACACAUGAGCGGUGCCUGGCAACGAAUGAUUGGAGUGGCACGCCGUAUACUUGACGCAAUGUUCAGCAACCUUCCUGGCAAAGGUUUAACACAUGAAGUUUUGUGCACCCUGAUGUCAGAAGUUUGUGCAAUAAUGAACUCAAGACCCCUUGCAGCAGUAUCCUCAGAUCCCGACUCACCAACCGUCCUGUCCCCUGCAACAAAACUCACUCAAAAGACAGGUCAGUGUGUGGAGUCUUUUCCACAAUUUGGAGUUAAGGACAUGAUGAAGUCACAGUGGCGUCAGGUGCAAGCCUUAGCAGAGCAGUUCUGGAACCAAUGGAGGGACAGAUACUUGACAACGCUACAAGCGCGCCAGAAGUGGACCUGUGAGCAGCCAAGUCUAAAGAAAGGAGAUGUUGUGUUGAUGAGAGACAUGGAGGUUCCCAGAGCGCAGUGGCCAAUAGCUGUCAUAGAACAGCGUUUUUCGAGUCAAGAUGGCUGGAUUAGAAAAGUGUCUGUGCGUGUGAUUAAGAAUCAGAAACCGUGUUUUACACUAGACCCAUAA